AUGGUCGGCAAAGUUAGCGAGCGUGUCCUCCUACGGGAAGGACUCGAGAGGACCGACAAUGGCAUGAAGCAGACCAGCUGGCCCGACGUGCCUCCCAUCAACCAGAAGAACUACUACACCGAGUACAUGAAGCGGGAUGACCAGGUCCUCGCCCUGCGAUUGCAAGCCGAGGCCACGCGAGAUCGUCUCGUGCAGAGUGCUAAAGACCGCGAUCGGGCUCUCGCGCGCAACGGAAAUGCCGAGGUCCCCCUGGCCUUGCCCGAUGCCGACCAAGAUGAGGCCGCCGCAGUUGACCCCGAUGCCAUGCUUGACCCGAGCAAGAUCAUCGUCAUCCAUCCCGGGAGCCAGAACCUGCGGAUCGGCUUUGCGAGCGACGCCCUGCCCAAGACCAUUCCCACCACCCUUGCCACCAAGUUCCCCCAGACCGAGUCGGAGAUCCACGAAGCAAUCCCCCGACGCAAGUUCGAGGGCAAGAGCCAGGACGACAUCUACGGGGAGGAGUGGUCCAAGAAGUACCAGAAGCAGUGCAGCGACUUGAAGGUCGACAUGCGCGCCAACAAGCGCAAGGUCUUGCCAAACUCCAAAGAACUGGUUACCAACUACAAUCGCAGGACCGAGCCCGAGAAGAUACCCACACACAACGAUCCCUUGCAGAUCGAGUGGACAGACAUCGCUACCUUGGAAGACCCCGAGUCGCCAGCUUCGGCCUUCCUCGGCCAGGCCGCCCUCAGGGUCCCGGACGACUCAAACCCAAAGUUCAAGCUGUGGUGGCCGAUACAGCAUGGCUGGCUCAACGAGGAUGAGUACGCCACGGCAGAGCACCUAUACGACGACUUCGAGACCUUGUUAGACAAGGCCAUCAGACAGGAGCUGGGGCUGACCAAGAACAGCACAUGGAAGGAGUACAGCUGCGUCUUCGUAAUACCUGAUCUCUACGACAAGCGAUACGUCGAGGCAGUCCUGAAGUCAUGCAUGACCUGGUUCGAAUUCAAGAGGAUAUGCUUCAUCCAGGAGAGCAUUGCGGGCUCUUUCGGUGCUGGCUACACCCAGGCUUGUGUCGUCGAUGUUGGAGCUCAGAAGACUUCAAUUGCCUGCGUCGAAGACGGCCUUAUGAUUGAAGACUCACGCAUCAACAUGAAGUAUGGCGGCUACGAUGUCACCGAAACAUUCAUCAAGAUGAUGCUUUACGACCAGUUCCCUUACCAAGAGAUCAACCUCAGGAGGCGCUACGACUUCUUGCUUGCCGAAGAGCUCAAGAUGAAGCAUUGCACCAUGUCUCAAGCCAACAUCUCGGUACAACUCUACGAAUUCCACCUCCGUGCACCUAAUCAACCUACCCACAAAUACCAGUUCAAGACCUACGACGAGGUUAUCCUAGCUCCCAUGGGCUUCUACGACCCUGCAAUCUUCGACAACAGCACCAAGCUUCGCGGCCGCAGGAAACUCAUCGAUCGCUCGUACAAUGCCUACGAUGUCCAGGUGCCCGACGACCCCCAAUCAGCGGCACAACUCGCUAUACUGGCAUUAGUCCAACCGUCCGUGGCCGAAUCGUCUGUGCCCUCAAAUGGAAUCAACCCGUCGGAUCCCAACGUUGCCACACCCAGCAAGGAGAAGCCGGCAUUCAACUUCCUUGCACGAGCAGAGGGCACGCCGAUGGGUUCGACGACUGCCAGCCCCGCGCCUGAAGGCGCCUCGACUCCGGUACCGCCGCCGUUCGUCUUCGGUAACAGCGGCACAGCUACUGGGACCGACUCACCCGCUCCUCCGGGCCCCAAUGGCAGGAAUGGGACCUCGCCUGCUCCGCCGGGCAUGUUCGUCGAUGCACAGGUACGGACAGCAAAGCAGAUUGCUGACGAGAGAGAUGCCGUCCUGCCUGUGGCGCCUCUCGAUAUUGCCAUUUUGACUUCUAUUCAGAAUGCGGCUAGAGGCGACGAGAAGAAGCUUCGUGACUACUUGGGUUCUAUCAUGGUCAUCGGUGGCGGCUCAAAGACACCACUGUUUACACAAACGCUCGAAGAGAAACUAAGGGCGAGACGACCGGAUUUGUUCGACCGUAUUCUGGUGUCCAGAAGUGCUAGAGAUAUGGACGAGCAAGUCGUUGUGUGGAAGGGUGCGAGUGUCUUCGCGAAGCUUGGCACCAACGAUAGUUGGAUCACACCUUACGAGUUUGAGCGACUCGGUAGCAGAAUUUUGCAUCACAAGGUGCUCUGGGCUUACUAG
This is a messenger RNA of Truncatella angustata, 2220 nucleotides long. RefSeq lists its product as uncharacterized. NCBI's taxonomy places the organism in Eukaryota, Fungi, Ascomycota, Sordariomycetes, Amphisphaeriales, Sporocadaceae. The record is from RefSeq and is a predicted model, not a curated record. The coding region runs from base 1 to 2220 and encodes 739 amino acids. Gene Ontology annotation, biological process: double-strand break repair; regulation of DNA-templated transcription. Gene Ontology annotation, cellular component: Ino80 complex. The transcript has 2 exons.